AUGGGAUUCUUCUCGUUUAAGAGCAACGAGAAACUGAAAAGUGGCGCUGAUGGAAGGAAUGCCACCGGAAGUGGAAGUAUCAAACCGUCUGGUCCCACCGAUGGCGACGGCGGAUUCUCAGGUUCGUCCGGCCGUCCUGUUGCACUAACUGCAGAGGAACAUCACGAGGGCGUCGACCCACUAGGAUAUAUGUCACACUUGCCCGUCACUGAUAUCAUAGAGCUCUACACCAGUUUCCGCAACUCACUGCAGGAGUGCCCCGAUCUUGUGCAAAAGAGGUAUUUCGUGAGCACCGUGAAGACUCUUUCCUCCCAAAUGAAACUGAGAGAUUUCAGUGAAAAGAGUAUCAGCACACAUGACGGCACAAAACUGCCGAUAGUUAAGCGUGUCUUGAGGGAAGUUCCUUCCGUGCGCUCGCGGCUAGCACUUGCGUUGCAAAAUUUCUGUCACGUCACCGAUUGGGAGCUGGAAAAUGAGGAAAUCGAGUGCGGAACUGGUCUUCUUGCCACUCUCCGUGGCGAGUCAUCGCGCUUGAGGAGCGGCCAUGAAGUAGAUGAGGGCGAGAGUGCGGCCAGAUUGAUCCCGCGUAUGGAUUCCUUUGAUCCAACCCAUAUAUACAACCUGGUUUCGACAACUGAUAAGUUACCUUCGAUGCAGGAGAUGGCCGAACUGAUCCGGAGGACGAAUGAGUUGCUCCUUCAGGAGGUUAACGUUGUGCUGGUGUCUGCACCAUGCGUUGUGGUAGGUGACAUACAUGGACAGAAAAAGGAUCUCAUAGACAAUGUUCUUGCGGCGGGUGGGCCAAUAGCCCCGUGCGGCACCGAUGCGGUACCCGAGGGUAAACCUGAUGAUGGAGCAGCGAAACCCGCAGGGCGGAAUUACUUAUUUCUAGGGGAUAUCGUCGACCGAGGUCCAGAAAGCUUGGGUUGCCUCGCGCUUUUGUUUGCUGCUAAGCUAAUGGCACCCAAAAGCGUUCAUCUUCUCCGGGGGAAUCACGAGAGCUCUGAGACAAACCGCAAUUAUGGUUUCCUGAGAGAGUGCUGGGAGCGGUACCCGAUUAAUAGUCCGGGGGGCGGUGGUCCUACAGCCUGUACUGGUGGUAACACCGCAAUGGACUGCGUGUGGGAGCUUCAAAGUCAUCCCCUGUGGGUACUGGCGAAUGAGACGUUCCGCAGUCUUCCUCUUUGUGCAGUUGUGACAGGGGAGGCUGCCUCUCCUUCUGCUCUCCCCAAUUGCGGCAAACACAGGGAAGGUGACCGUCAGGGCGGCCUCACUUUGUGUGCGAUGCAUGGUGGCCUUUCGCCUUUCAUCGCCGAGAGUCUCGACGGUAUUUUGGCUGUUAAUCGGUUCCGUGACAUUGUCGAUGGUCCACUUGCGGACCUAACGUGGGCCGAUCCCGUAUCAGCGCUGGCUCUGUUUUCUCCUGGAAAUGUAGCUGCUGCGGCAACAACAGCUGGAAAUGUCGGAAGUGAAUUGAGCGAUACCAACAACGGUGCCCCGCCUCAACAGCAAGAAGGAAGGUUUCAACAUCAUCGCAUGGCCGUCCAGCGCAGUGAACCCGUUCCCACAACCAGCGCGACUGUUGGCCACGUGCUAAGCUCCAGAGGCCGCGGUCACAAUUUCGGUGAGGACGUAACGCUGCGGUUCCUUCGGAAGAAUAAAAUGGAUUUUAUUGUGCGUGCCCAUCAGUGUGUGAUGGAGGGUUAUGAGUGGCAGCACCAGCGGCGGCUUUUGACGCUAUUUUCCGCCCCCAAUUACUGCGGCUGCGGCAACAAGGGUGCUAUUCUCAUCGUACACGAACGCGGAGACCCCGAGCUGGUGCAGUUUGAAGCAGCUGGUAUUCAGAUUUGCGGUGCCAUUGCGGCAGUGAGUCCGAAACCGUCACCGGUCCCACCAAAGGAAUUUUGUAGUUAA
Trypanosoma brucei brucei TREU927 is the source of this 1914-nucleotide messenger RNA. RefSeq names its product serine/threonine protein phosphatase, putative. Gene Ontology annotation, molecular function: protein serine/threonine phosphatase activity. The coding region runs from base 1 to 1914 and encodes 637 amino acids. The record is from RefSeq and is a predicted model, not a curated record. The transcript has a single exon. Lineage: Eukaryota; Euglenozoa; Kinetoplastea; Trypanosomatida; Trypanosomatidae. Gene Ontology annotation, biological process: peptidyl-serine dephosphorylation. Gene Ontology annotation, cellular component: FAR/SIP/STRIPAK complex.